Molecule: messenger RNA, 234 nt
Organism: Colletotrichum orchidophilum
Lineage: Eukaryota; Fungi; Ascomycota; Sordariomycetes; Glomerellales; Glomerellaceae
Exons: 1
Coding region: 1-234 (77 amino acids)
Source: RefSeq, a predicted model, not a curated record
AUGCCUUCUUCGCUCGUUUCAACAUCUCGCGUCGCUCAUCCUUUCAUCACAACCGUAUCGCCGGGAUACCCUCCAGAGUUCAAACUCCCAGAUCUCAGGCCUCCAACCCAUGCAGCCAUGUUGCUCAACGUCCCUCGCGAGUCACCAGGUACCGGGCCCCCCAGUGUCUCCUUUCCCCGGAAACAGACCAUCAGGACACCGGCUCAGUUGGCAGUUGUUGGACAGCCCUCGUAA